Miscanthus lutarioriparius is the source of this 984-nucleotide messenger RNA. The record is from the annotation of a GenBank genome assembly. NCBI's taxonomy places the organism in Eukaryota, Viridiplantae, Streptophyta, Magnoliopsida, Poales, Poaceae.
AUGGCUUCCUCAGAUAUCUCUGUUGAUAUUCGUCCUGACAUAAACUCAUUUGAUCAUUUCCUAAGCAUGCGAUACAUUGCAACAGAUAGACCCUGGCUGAAAUUAUAUGGAAUAAGAGUUCAGCCUGUUCCACCAUUCAGCAGUUUGAGCUACAAACCUGAUCCAGCGCUCAUUCAUCAAUGCCUACCUGAUGAACUAAUGCUCGAGAUUUUCACAAGAAUGAGCCCAUAUACUUUAGGGAGGGCUGCAUGUGUCUGCCGCAAGUGGAAAUAUACUGCACGUAAUCCUACUUUGUGGCGUGCUGCAUGCUUGAAAACUUGGCAGAGGAGUGGAAUGGAGGCAAACUACAUGAUGGUUCGGUCGUUGUAUGAUUCAUCUUGGAGGAGAAUGUGGCUGCAGAGACCAAGAAUCCGAAUUGAUGGUCUCUAUGUGAGCAGGAACACAUAUAUUCAUACUGGAGUUACAGAAUGGCAAUUCAAGAAAACUGUCAAUGUGGUUUGCUACUACCGUUACUUGAGAUUUUUCCCUAGUGGGAAGUUUCUUUAUAAGAUCUCCCCAGAUAAAGUUAAAGAUGCUGUUAAGUGCAUGCAUUUCCGGGCAUCAAAGGCUGAUUGUGUAUUUAAAGGCGACUACAUACUGUCAGAGGAUGGCCAGAUAGAAAUGGCUCUCCUGUAUCCAGGGCAUCGGUACACACUUGUCAGGAUGUGCCUUAGGCUUAGAGGCACCACAGUUGGUGCAAAUAACAGGUUGGAUGUACUGAAGAUUCUAACCACCGGAGUGAAUGCAACUGAACUGCAAAACUGGAAAGGCAGCAUACUAGAGCUUGUUGAGGGCUGGGAGGAGGACGAGACGCAUGACCCAGAUGUGCCUGCCGUUUCCCACAGCAGGGGUUUGUCACCCUUUGUGUUUGUUCCGUUUGAGGAGGCUGAUACUUCGGUGCUAAACCUCCCAGUGGAGAAGAUGGACUACUACGUCCCUGGAUGA